UCAAUAGCCAAACACAAAACAACUGAAAUCUUUUAGCUUUCAUUUAAGAUGGUUCCCAGAAUAUUUUAUUUGCUUCAAUUUUUCACACUCUUCACAGUUACUUUUGCUUCUACUGAGGAAGCAACUGCUCUCCUCAAAUGGAAAGCAAACAUAAAUAAUUCCUUAUUGGCUUCAUGGACACUAAGUAGUGAUGCAUGCAAGGGUUGGUAUGGAGUUAUAUGCUUUAAUGGUCGAAUAAACAGGUUGAAUAUUAGUAAUGCUGGUGUCAUUGGUACACUCCAUGAUUUUCCAUUUUCAUCUCUCCCCUUUCUCGAAUAUGUUGAUCUUAGCAUGAACCAGCUCUCUGGUAUUAUACCCCAUGCAAUAGGAAACCUCACUAAUCUUGUCUAUCUUGACUUGUCGUCUAAUCAGUUUUCAGGCAAAAUCCCACCUCAAAUCGGCUCGCUAUCAAAGGUCGAGAACCUCUACAUCAGUGACAACCAUUUAAAUGGUUUCAUUCCAGCUGAAAUAGGUAACUUAACUGAGCUCAAAACUCUUCAUCUUUAUUCAAACCAACUUUUUGGUCCCAUUCCUAGUGAAUUGGGGAAUCUAAAAAACCUCAAUGAUUUGGAGCUAUCGCGUAAUAAGCUUACUGGUUCAAUUCCAAUUACUUUAGGUGACUUAACUGAGCUCAAAAUUUUGUAUCUUCAUUCUAACCAACUUUCUGGUCUCAUUCCUACUGAGUUGGGGAAUUUGAAAAACCUCAAUGAUCUGGAACUAUGCAAUAACCAACUUAGUGGUUCAAUUCCAAUUACUUUAGGUGACUUAACUCAGCUCAAAAAUUUGUUCCUUUAUUCUAACCAACUUUCUGGUCUCAUUCCAAGAGAGUUGGGGAAUUUGAAAAACCUCAAUGAUCUGGAGCUACAAGAAAAUCAACUUACUGGUUCAGUUCCAUUUACUCUAGCUUACUUAACUCAGCUCGAAUUUUUGUACCUUUAUUCUAACCAACUUUCUGGUCCCAUUCCUAGUGAGUUGGGGAAUUUGAAUAGUCUCACAGAGCUGGAUUUAUCCGAUAAUAAGCUUAGUGGUUCAAUUCCAAUUACUCUAGGUAACUUAACUGAGCUCAAUUCUUUGUACCUUUCUGAUAACCAACUUUCUGGUUCGAUUCCAAAAGAAUUUGCAUAUUUGGAUAACUUGGUUCUCUUAUCAAUUAGUAACAAUCACUUUUCAGGCCAUUUGCCAGAGCGGCUUUGCAAUGGUGGGAAACUUGAGAUUUUAACAGUGAAUCGUAACAAGCUUACAGGGACAAUCCCAAGAAGCUUGAGCAACUGCUCCAGUUUCAAAAGGGUUCGCUUCAAUAACAACAGCUUUACUGGGAAUUUAUCUGAAGCUUUUGGCAUCCAUCCCGAGCUGAAGUUCAUUGAUUUGAGCGACAAUGAUUUUCAUGGCGAACUCAGCAGCAACUGGGGGAAAUACAAGAAUUUGACUACUUUUUGGAUAGCCAGAAAUAACAUUAGCGGUAGCAUACCACCAGAGAUUGGAAACAUCAAAGGUCUUUUGGGACUUGAUCUUUCAGCAAAUCAUUUGGUUGGGCAAAUACCAGAGGAAUUUGGAAAAUUAACCUCUCUGGUUGAGCUCUCAUUGAAAAACAACCAAAUUUCUGGCAAUAUACCUCAGGAACUUGGGUCACUGACAAAUUUAGACUCCCUUGAUCUAUCAGACAAUAGAUUGAAUGGGUCGAUCCCAACGUUUUUAGGAGAUUACCAACACCUGUUUCACUUGAACCUCAGUUGUAACAAGUUUGGCCAGAAAAUUCCAAAGGAGAUAGGGGGUAUAACUCAUCUUAAUGUACUUGAUUUGAGCCAUAAUCUUCUGGUUGGAGAAAUACCCCCCCAGUUAACCAAUUUGAAGUACUUGGUGAACUUGAAUCUGUCCCACAACAGCCUUUCUGGCCACAUUCCUGAAGAAUUUGAUAGUUUGACUGGUUUGCAGGAUGUUGUAUUGUCAUACAACGAGUUGGAAGGGCCAAUCCCUAAUAAUAAUGCUUUUAUGAAUGCCUCAUUAGAAGGUAAUAAAGGUCUUUGUGGCAAUGUGACUGGAUUCCAACCUUGCGAAAGGCCAUCUUCUAUGGUGAAGAAGCACUCAAUGGCGAAGGGACAUAAACUCAUCCUCAUCACUGUACUUCCUAUUCUGGGAGCAUUAGUGCUGCUUUGUGCUUUCGCUGGUUCUCUCUUUAUGUGUGACCAAAGAAGAAGAGUUGGAGACGUUGAAAGAAGGGAUGGUGAUGGUUGGCUUUCGAUAUCCAUGUUAGAUGGGAAGGCAUUGUACAGGGACAUCUUAAAUGCCACAGAAGAGUUCGAUGCAAAAUUUUGCAUUGGGCAAGGAGGUCAGGGAAGUGUUUACAAGGUAAACCUUCCAUUAUUAGGAGAUAUAGCUGUGAAGAGACUUCAUUCUUCAUUUCAGAAUACACAUCCCAAAAGCUUCAUAAAUGAAGUAAGGGCAUUGACUGGGAUUAAGCACCGGAACAUUGUGAGCCUCUACGGCUAUUGUUCGAAAGCACAACACUCACUCUUGGUUUACGAGUAUGUGGAGAGGGGGAGUUUGUCUAGUGUUUUAAGCAAUGAAGUUGAGUCUAAGAAAUUGGAUUGGCUUAAAAGGGUGAAUAUCAUCAAGGGUGUUGCUUUUGCUUUAUCUUACAUGCACCAGGAUUGUUCACCACCCAUUGUUCAUCGAGACAUACGUAGCAGCAAUGUUUUGCUUGAUUCUGAGUAUGAAGCUCGUGUUGCAGACUUUGGAAUAGCAAAGAUUCUCAAUCCAGACUCGUCCAAUUGCACCGCGCUUGCAGGCACAUAUGGUUAUGUCGCACCUGAGCUUGCAUAUACAAUGAAGGUUACACAAAUGUGUGAUGUGUAUAGCUUUGGAGUAUUAUCAUUGGAGAUAAUCAAAGGAAAGCAUGUCGGGGAAUACAUUACUGUGCUGGCAAAUUCAUCGACUAUAGAUCCUGAGCAGCUUAGCAAUUUGCUGGAUGAACGCCUUCCAUAUCCUGAAGAUAGAGUAAAAGAUGUUUUGGUUUUUAUCAUCAAUCUAGCAUGCUCUUGUUUGCUCCAAACUCCAAACUCAAGGCCAACAAUGCACUUCAUCUCUCAUAAGUUAUCAUCAAUGGAUGCACGUCCACCUGUUCAUCAGAGAAACCACCAUGCAAGGGAAGCAAUAUAAUCCUUGAUAUGUUUGUAUUGUUAGUUGGUUUACUCUAUAAUUUAAUGCUUAUACUCUAUUGAACAUCUGUUGUUGCUGUUAGCUGAUUGCUUAUCAAACCGAUCCUGCUUUUUGAUGUUGAUGGUUUGCUUGAUUUGUUUAAUUGAUUUUUGAGAAAUCUUGUUAAAA
Solanum lycopersicum (tomato) is the source of this 3363-nucleotide messenger RNA. Its product is annotated as MDIS1-interacting receptor like kinase 2-like. Gene Ontology annotation, molecular function: protein binding; protein tyrosine kinase activity; ATP binding. Gene Ontology annotation, biological process: protein phosphorylation. NCBI's taxonomy places the organism in Eukaryota, Viridiplantae, Streptophyta, Magnoliopsida, Solanales, Solanaceae. The record is from RefSeq and is a predicted model, not a curated record.